CAAUCUUUCAUACGUUCGUUCAUACCUUUCGUCCAAGAUGCGCAACAUCUCUAGCAUUUCUACCUUGGCCCUGCUGCUGGUUUCGGCAGUGGCUGGUAGUGUAUCACCUUCUGUCGACAGCACUGAAGUUGAGCGCGCUGUGGAGUGCCAACCUGGAUCUGGAUCUUGCAAUGUUGAGCUCGUGGACAGAGCUGUAACCAGCUCAAAAUCAUCAAGUUCUACACACAAGACAACUUCGACCAAGAAAUCAUCCUCCACCAAGAAGUCCAGCUCUACCAAGAAGUCAAGCUCGACCAAGAAGUCUUCAUCGACGGCCAAGACCACUGCAAAGACUACCCUCAAGACUCAAGUCAAGAUUGUAACGACCAAGUCUUCUACAGUCACUUCCUCUUCGAAGAAGCCUACAACAUCAUCGACUGUAAAGACCACCGCAAAGACCUCAAGCUCAAGCAAACCUGUUUCUUCGAGCUCGAAGUCAAGCUCCAAGGUCUCUUCCUCAUCAAUCAAGCCGACCACUGUUGCCAAGCCUGUCUCUACGACCAAGGCCGCAGUUGUCAGCAUCAAGACCACCUCUAGCAGCUCGAGCUCGAAGAAGAUAUCCUCGACAAGCAGCAGCAGUAGCAAGAAGAUUACUUCGAGCUCCAGCUCCUUGAAGCCUACUUCCUCUUCUUCAGUCAUCAAGACUAGCAGCACCAGCAGCACUUCUUCAAAGGCAACUUCGACAUCAGUCAAGCCCUCAUCAACGACCUCCAGCAAAAUCGCCUCUACCACCUCGAUCAAGCCAACCACUAGCUCUUCCAGCAGUGUCAAGCCCACAACCUCUUCCACCAGUAGCAGUGUAAAGCCCACCACUAGCUCCACAAGCAGCAGUGUCAAGCCCACCACCAGCUCCACAUCCUCCACCCCCACCACCGCUUCAUCCUCUUCAUCCUCAUCUUCCACCUCCUCCGCCGCCGCAACAACCAGCAGCAAGACUUCUUCCUCUUCUUCUUCCACCUCUUCCGCCGCAGCAACUUCCUCAGCAGCAGCAUGCAAGCGCAGAAGAAGAAAGAUCAGAAGAAACGCCGCCGCCGCCGUCGAAACCCCCUCAGCUCCUCUGAUGAAGAUUGAAGAUUUGCCGGCCGGUGCUGUGCAAAUGAUGGACAUGAUGAACUAAGUGCUAAGCCAAGAAAAAGGCUUUUCGUUGAUCGAAAAUGCUUUGUGGGUUUUGUUCUCAUUUGAUUUUUUCUGAAUUGGAGACUGUUAAUUUGUAAAGAUGUGUUGAGGUUGAGAGAUAAGAUAGAUAUAUAUCAUUGUGUGUUAAUUUUGAUACUA
This is a messenger RNA of Aureobasidium pullulans EXF-150, 1314 nucleotides long. RefSeq lists its product as uncharacterized. The transcript has 3 exons. NCBI's taxonomy places the organism in Eukaryota, Fungi, Ascomycota, Dothideomycetes, Dothideales, Saccotheciaceae. The record is from RefSeq and is a predicted model, not a curated record. The coding region runs from base 38 to 1156 and encodes 372 amino acids.